UGUUUGGCUCUGCUCUCAGGUUAAUUAGAUAAACUCUUAUGUCUUUAGUUAAUCCUGUUUGAAGACCAGCAAGGUCAUCAGUCAAAUCCCCAUAAAAACAGAUGGUGACAGAGCAGAAGUGGUUACAUGUGCGUACACUGAAGUACUGGAAGCACCUCAACAAAUGGAUUCUACACUUUACAUCUUUCGUACGGUCACCUGAUUGUGUCUACAGGAGAUACUGCUUGCAAAGCCUAGGAAACCCUAUCUGCUCGAACGACAUCGGCACGAGACAGCUCUUGAAAUGGAUUCCCUAAUUUCGCUGGGCGCUCCUCUGAAGCAGUUCACCAGCUGUGUUUCAGAGAAGAAACCCUCCACCAAGAGAGGAGCCAAGGGCAGCAAGUCUGUCCGCAGGAGCAGCUUCACCCGCAGGAAGAGUGUCAGUAGGAGGAGAAGCCUUCCAUGCAACAGCCAGAAAGUCCCGGACUCCUGGCUCAGAAUAUACCAGGCUGAACUAAAGAAAGAAAGGAAACGACAGCAAGACAUACUGGCCAAGAAGAACGCAGAAAGGACGGUCAGACGAACUUACUUCAGGACCCACCACUCCCUACCACGGCAGCCCACCCCUGCCAGAAAACCAGCCCCGGUGAAGGACGAUUCCUUCUUUGGAGCUUUCCAAGGUCUCAGUCUGGACGGACUGCUAGGAGGAACGAAUGGAUCUCCUGCUGUCAGUGGAGAUCAGUGCAAAGUCAUGUGAGACCUGAUAUAAGGACAAUGAGACCGUUUAACUGAUCCUCAUGCUUGAGCCUUGAAGGUCAAAAGGGGAUUUGAGUUAAAUAUAAAAGGCUCGAACUUUUUUAACUCCAAGAAAAAGGGGGAAUGCCAAACAUAUUUGGCUUACUGUUUUUUUUUUUUUUUUUUAAAUGUUAAUGCAUGUUCUGGAUUCCUUGAUGGUUGUUUUGCAGAUUACUCUAUCAGUCUGAACAGUUUCAAUCUACUUGUUUUUGUGAAAUAUGAGGGUUAUAAAAUUGAGCAUCUCUCUAUCUUGAAUAACUACAAUUUUAUUGAUCCAGGUUAAAGGAUUUUUAUUCAACAUGAAUAGGAAAAGAUGUGCAACAAACACCAAGGCGGUGUUUUUACUGAAUACAUUUGAGAAAUGCAGAACUAAGACACUAAAAUGAAAAAACCUGCAUAGUUCAAAAAUUUCUACUGAGGUGCAGAAUUGUCCAAUUUACAAUCUCACAGCAUAUUUCAAGGUUGUGUGUAUCCGGUCACUAUUGUAUUGGCUUGUGAAUGUGAUUUGUCUAUAAUUACAACCAGAUCAUCAAAAGCAGUAAUGCCACAUACCAUCUGCCCCCAAAUCUACCUACGUAUUUAACUUUUAUGUAAAGUUUAGACUCAGCUUUGUAGACCACCGUAAGAUAGGCUUGUUAAGACCAAGCUUUAUUUAGAUAAAAAGAACAAAAACAACAAUCACAUUUUUCUCAUCAGUUACAGAAGGGGAUGAUGCAUCAUUUCUCUAUCUCACAAGGCAGGUACGAUCGCUGAGUGCAGAUCACAAAUAUGUUAUGUAUUAGAAAACCAAAGUACAAAACUACGUUUGUCAGACUCAGGAUGUUGUCAAAUGACAAGUAUCUCAAUGACUUCACAGUUGACUGCUGACGACGAGACGAUGACCUAGAAUGGGGAAGCUGGGAGAAUUUUUUAUAACGGUAGGUUUAUUCUAAUAAAGUCACAUUUUACAGCAUCAUUCCCUCUGUUCCAUCUUGACCUUUGGGGGCUUGAGGAAGGACCGAUUCUUUUUCUCCUUGCUCUUUUUGCCUUUAGCCUGGAAAGUCCUCCAACUGUCCACUCGCCCAUCUCUUGUUUCCUGACAAAUGUUACAAAAAAAAGUUAAUUUAAGGAAUUCCAAAAGCAAUUUAAGUAAUCAGUCGUUAAGAAACACACCUCAAAGUUUUUCUGCCAUUCUCUGUCCCGCUUUGCUUUCUCUGCUGCUUCAAUUUCUUCCUCUCUUGCCCUUUUCCUGGUAAAUUGAGAGGAAAAUGAAUAAAUUACAUUCUAAA
Etheostoma cragini (Arkansas darter) is the source of this 2042-nucleotide messenger RNA. RefSeq lists its product as uncharacterized. NCBI's taxonomy places the organism in Eukaryota, Metazoa, Chordata, Actinopteri, Perciformes, Percidae. The record is from RefSeq and is a predicted model, not a curated record. The transcript is spliced from 4 exons. The coding region runs from base 284 to 736 and encodes 150 amino acids.